This is a messenger RNA of Schistocerca gregaria, 2382 nucleotides long. RefSeq lists its product as uncharacterized. Lineage: Eukaryota; Metazoa; Arthropoda; Insecta; Orthoptera; Acrididae. Gene Ontology annotation, cellular component: nucleus. The coding region runs from base 101 to 1117 and encodes 338 amino acids. The transcript is spliced from 3 exons. The record is from RefSeq and is a predicted model, not a curated record. Gene Ontology annotation, molecular function: DNA binding.
GCCUUCUGGGAACUGGUUUGGCGGGAGGCUGACCUGAAGUCGAUUGUUGUGAAGUUCCCUGUGCAAGAAAGGAUUUUCUAAGAGAAGUAAACAAUGAAAUAUGGGUCCUAGGCGAAAAGAUUCAUACAGUGAAGAAAGCCUUCAGAAAGCACUCCAAGAAGUAAAGAAAGGCUUCUCAUUCAAUGCAGCGUCCAGAAUGUACGGGAUUCCCAGAUCAACAUUACAACUCCGGUUGAGUAAUAAAUAUACCAAACCAUCCCAUGGGCCAGCGCCUAUACUGAGCACAGAGGAGGAAAACACCCUUGUUUGGUUGAUCUUUGAAUGUCCUCGUAAGGGAUUCCCACGGCGAAAACAAGAUAUUGAGGCAAGCGUGCAAGAAUUUCUUCAUAACAGUAAACGUCCUGAUCCUUUUAAGGAUGAGACCCCUGGUAACAAAUGGUAUUCUGCCUUUUUAAAAAGGCAUCCGGAAGUUUCUGAAAGAACACCUGAGGGUGUAACUGCUUCAAGUGCUUGUGUUAGUGAACAAGACGUGAGACGAUGGUUUACGUCCACAGAAGACCUCCUUAAGGAGGAAACUGUAUUUGAUGUGCUGUCAUAUCCAAGCCGAAUUUUCAAUGACGAUGAAACUAAUUUUGUUCUAUGCCGUAAGAAAGAUAUUGUACUUGCACUCACGGGCUGUAAAAAUGUCUAUGAAGUAGAGAAAGGUCCAGCCAAAGCUACUCUCACUGUCAUGUGCACAUUCUCAGCAGAUGGAAAGAUGUGCCCUCCAAUGAUAAUUUACCCGUACCAGAUAAUUCCUACCAACGUUAUCAGCAAGGUUCCUGAAAAGUGCGGCAUCGGGAGAAGCGACAAUGGACGGAUGAAAUCUGAAGUUUUCUUCGAGUUCAUAGCUAACGUUUUUCAUCCAUAUCUCCAAGAAAAUAAUAUCCUACGGCCAGUUAUUCUGUUUGUUGAUGGGCAUAAAACCCAUUUAACAUACUACUUGAGCGAGCUGUGUAAAGAUCUUAAAAUUAUUCUGACAUAUUUGUAUCCCAAUUCUACACGAAUAUUACAGCCUGCUGAUGUUGCUGCCUUCAGACCUCUCAAAAGUGAAUGGAAGAAUGCUGCAUUCACAUAGCAAACAAACAACGGUGGAAAAGCUAUAACUAAAGAGGACUCUGCACCAGUCUUGAAAGAAAUGAUUGAAAAAAAUGGACCUUGAAAACACAAUUAAAAAUGGUUUCAGAGCUACCGGGUUGUACCCAUGGAACCCAAAUAACAUUGAUUUCUCAAAGUGCUUGGGUAGGAAUGUUUCUAACCGCAAUAAUAUUAACAGCAACAGCAGUAAGUCAGCAAUCCUGCCUCUUCCAUACGACACUUUUGUUCAUGUUGUUGGAGAAGAGAAAAUAAAUGAAUUUGAGACUAUACAGAAUGUGACAGAAAAAGCUCAUGGAGAAGAUUUCUUUCUUCCAUAUCUGCUAUGGAAGUUUUAUCAAAAUGAAAACCAAAAACAGGAACAGAAAGCGACUGAAAUCACGCCAGACUGAAAUCACGCCAGAUACUAACAUGUCCCUUUCUGAUGAAAAGCUGAACAUUUCAAAUCCACAACAUGCCUCGAGUGAAGAAGCCAGCCAGAGUUCAUCAGGAAGAGAUGACACAGAAGAUACGCCUAUAGUAAAUAAAACUCCAACCAGAUGUAUAAACGAAGUGCUUCUUUGGCCAGAAACGCCAAAAAGGAAAGGAAAGCGACAAGUGGAACGAGUCCCAUUUGUUUUAACCUCAAGAAAGUGGAAUAACCUGCACGAGGAAAGGUAAAAAUGAAGUAGGAUGCCAUGAAACAGAAAGAAAAACGAAAGCAGGAAAGAGAAGAGAAGAAAAUGAAAAAGGAAGCUACUCAACAAAUUAAUAAAAAGAAGAAAAUGAAGAGAGAUACCAGCAUUCUGACAGAGCUGACAUCCAAAGCUAAGCAUUCAGAGGUUGAGAACGCUCCAGCUUCUACAAGUGGUUACAUGAGAAAUAAAGAAAAAGAGUUUCGUGGAAUGUGCUUCAAAUGUACAAGAAGUGUUUCUUCCAAGAAGGGAUAUGAAUGUAAUAGCUGUAAAAAACUUUUCCACUCUACAUGCAUCCCAGAUGAUUCAGAUGACGAUCUCUUUGUAUGCCAUUGAUUGUUACGUGUUACAUGAUAGUGACAAUACUGAUGCCUUUGAUGAUGAAAGUGAUUUCUCCAAAUCGAUGGAAUAAAUUCUUACUGCUUGCAUCACACAAAGGCCUAUGCAUAGCAGUUCUCCAGGAAUAGUACUCACACAAAGCAAAGGACUGAGAAAAAACUCAAUUUGGUGUUUCUGUAAUUCAUAGUUGUAUUUGUAUAAAGAGUUAUAUAAUUUUACUGAAUUAAUAAAUUGA